GCCUUUGUACUUUGAACUUAUUUUCUGUGGGCAGGUUAAUGCAUAGGAAAAUGAUGACUUUUCAUUUGGGACAAAGUGUAAUACUAAAGCAGUUGGCUGCUCAUUUUGAGACAUCACUGAACAAAGCAAAUAUACACCAGUCAACAUUACUGCAAGAAGACAACGUUUUUUAAGAACAUGGAUUCUGUCAAGCUCUGGAUAACAAUCUCAAUAUUUAUUUGCUCUGUCUGUAAUGGUGGUAAAAUUUUGGUGGUGCCUUUGGAGGGAAGUCAUUGGGUGAAUAUGAAUGUCCUCAUCAAGGCUUUGCAUGACCAGGGACACACAGUUGAUGUGAUACGCACCAGCAAAAGUUGGUACGUCAAAGAAAACUCCCCUUAUUAUAAUGCUAUAACUGUACCCAACACCACAGGACUUGAUGAAAAAUUCAUGCAAGAAGCAGUCCAUAAAAUGAUUGACUAUGAACGAGGAAAGACCUCUUGGCUCAGUUCAAUAAGUUGGCGAUUUGAAAUUUUCAGUAUUAUAAAAAAGGUCAACGAAAUGAUAUGUCAGCUUAUAAUAAAUAUAUUUGAAAGUGAGGAUAUUAUGCAUACUUUGAAAGAAAAGCAGUAUGAUCUGAUGUUUACUGACCCAGCAUGGGGCACCGGCAUUAUUUUGGCACAUAAACUCCAGCUACCGGUGGUCUAUAAUGUGAGAUGGACUGCAACUGGUGAAGGACACUUUGACAUUGCCCCCUCACCAUUGUCUUACAUUCCCAUAACAGGAUCGGGACAUGCAGACAAAAUGACGUUCUUUCAAAGAGUAAAAAAUGUUUUCUUCUUUUUUUCAAUGGACCUUCCAAACAGGCUUUUAACUGAGCCCCAGUACCAAGCACUUUGUGACAAAUAUUUGCAUCCACCUGUAAGUUUUCGAGAACUUCACCAGGGAGCUGAUAUUUGGCUGAUGAGAGUCGAUUUUGUUUUUGAUUUUCCUCGUCCAACCAUGCCAAAUAUCAUCUACAUUGGCGGCUUCCAGUGCAAACCAGCAAAGGCUCUCCCACAGGACCUGGAGGACUUUAUGCAAACAUCUGGAGAUCAUGGUGUGAUCAUCAUGUCCUUAGGGACAUUUGUUAGUUAUCUACCAGAUGACAUAACUGAAGAAAUAGCUGCUGCUUUUGCUCAGCUCCCUCAGAAGGUGAUUUGGAGAUACACUGGUAAGAGACCAUCUACUCUGGGCAAUAACACAUUACUGAUUGACUGGAUGCCACAGAAUGAUCUUCUAGGACAUCCAAAGACUCAAGGUUUUGUAGCUCAUGGAGGAACCAAUGGAGUUCAGGAAGCUUUGUACCACGGUAUUCCAGUUGUUGGAAUUCCACUUUUCUUUGAUCAGUAUGAUAAUCUUCUUCGACUGCAAGAAAGAGGAGGAGCCAAGAUUCUCUCUAUCGCAACUUUAGAUAGGAACAUACUCCACACGGCCAUAAAGGAAGUCAUCAAUGAACCGUCCUACAGACUGAGUAUGCAGAAACUUUCUCAUCUUCACAGAGACAAACCAGUUCAACCUUUAGACAGCGCCCUCUUCUGGAUUGAGUUUGUUAUGAGACACAAAGGUGCUGCUCAUCUUCGUACAGAGUCUUACAAACUGCCUUGGUACUCCUAUUACUCAGUAGAUGUUGCAGUUGUUUUGUUUACAGUUGUUUUGAUAUUUAUGCUCUCUGUUUUUUGGACAGUUAGAUAUCUCUGUGUCAUGUUGUGCUGCAGCAGGAAAAGAAAAACUGAUUGAUGUUUACAUAUGAAGUGUCAUCUUCACCAACAUAUUCACUGUAAAGUUAGAAACUCCCAAGUUUUCAUUUCUAAAACGUACAGUAUGUUUUUAUAGUAUACUGUAGUAAACUCUAUGUCAAACUUUUUAGUAGUAGUUUUAUGUCAAAGUAUGUGAUUUGUUGGCAUUAAAGCUCCCAUAAAACAAACUGUUCCUGCUUAUCUGAUGUUAAUCUUGAGUACCUAUAGAGUAAGUAUUACACCCUUCAUAUCUCAGAAGAGUCUUUAGUUUGAUCAGAUUUAUAAAAGACAGAUCCGCUUUAGCGUAUGUUUCCUAUGAUACCUGAAGUUAUUUUAUGUUAUAGACAUCAGAGAUGAACUUUUCCACAGUGUCAUCUGCCAUUUCAUAUAAGCCAGUACUUUAAAUUCAUAUAGAUUUGAAUAGCCGCCACUGUUUCAUCGUUCCUCAGUAAAAAAAAUCGCUUGGUGAUCCCAAAAAUAUAAUUCCUUGUAUCUUUAUUGUUAUAGUUGCAGUGUAGUGCUAAUCUCUUUCAUUUCUGAUUAUUUUUAACACUAUAGUCAAUGAACAGCACUUAAACCAACAAGGUGUUUUUCUUACAUAAUGAUUAAAUGUCCCUGUAUGAGUUAGGGUUAGGGUUAAAAUGUGUGUUAUGUGCAAAACAUUUUAGUAUAGUCAAUCAUUUGUGGGUGGCAGGGGCCCUAAAAUCUCUGGGGUCCCAUGAAUUGUAACUGUAGUUUGCAUGGUGGCAAGAAUAAAUCACAAAAAAUAUAAAACUCUCUUUGUUUACUCUUGCUUAAUCCCCAGACAUUUACACAAUAUGAUGCCUUUUAAUAAUCAAAGAAUAGGUUGUUAAUCGUGAUUGGAUCACAUUGAUAGAAAUUUCUGUAUUGGCUGACCUGUCUCUUUAACACAAAGGGCCCUAUCUUGCACCCAGCGCAAUUGACUUUGUCAGUGACGCAUGUAUCAUUCGUAUUUUGCGGGUUUUUCCCUCCACAGAUGCACGUCGGCAAACUAGGAAAUGAACUUGCGCUCCCUGGGCGGUUCAGCGCAAAAAAGGAGGCGUGUUCCGGCGCAAACCAUCCCUGAUGCUAUUUUGCAGUUUCAAAAAACAAUUGCGCCACUGACCAGAAAAAAACUUGUCUAAAGUCAGUGGCGCGUUGUUCAUUAUGCUAUUUUAAGGGCGCAUGCUUGACCAUAAUGUAUAGCGUGCACAACGCGCACACACUUUGCUUAUCUAAUCUACACAGAUGCAACAGUUAUUUUUGCAAAUCAUAAAUUGUUACAAUAAAAAAUAUUAAUACAUGAGAUAAGGGAAAUCACUGUGGUGAGCAUUGUGGUGAUAGUUUUUAUUUAUUUUGUGUGGCUGCGUUAAAAAAUUAUCAUGCAAAUAACGAUUAAAAUAUUUUCAUAAGUUUGUUGUGUGGCUGUAUUACGUUUAUUUUAUGUAAAUAAUAAUAAAAAUGUUUUCAUAAGAAACCUUAAUGUAUGUGAACUUGA
Messenger RNA from Misgurnus anguillicaudatus (oriental weatherfish), 3252 nucleotides. It is a transcript of the gene ugt5c1, whose product is annotated as UDP glucuronosyltransferase 5 family, polypeptide C1. The record is from RefSeq and is a predicted model, not a curated record. NCBI's taxonomy places the organism in Eukaryota, Metazoa, Chordata, Actinopteri, Cypriniformes, Cobitidae. Gene Ontology annotation, molecular function: UDP-glycosyltransferase activity.